AUGCGUUCAAUUUUAGUUUUGGCCAUCAUCUGCAGCUUCUUGGUAGCCAUGACUCUGGCUGAUAAUGAACAUGAUGAGAGCAAUGUGCGUGCGAAACGUCAAUUUGGAUAUGGUGGCUUAGGAGGAUUUGGUGGAGGUUAUGGCGGUUAUGGUGGAUAUGGCGGAUACCGUGGUGGUUACGGUAGAUAUGGCGGUUUAGGCGGAUUUGGUGGCUUAGGCGGAUUCGGAGGCGGUUAUGGUGGCAGUUAUAGAUAUGGUGGUUAUGGAUUCAGACGUGGUGGUUUCGGUGGAUUCUAUGGUUAA
Messenger RNA from Calliphora vicina (urban bluebottle blowfly), 303 nucleotides. Its product is annotated as neuropeptide-like protein 31. Lineage: Eukaryota; Metazoa; Arthropoda; Insecta; Diptera; Calliphoridae. Bases 1 to 303 code for a protein of 100 amino acids. The transcript has a single exon. The record is from RefSeq and is a predicted model, not a curated record.